UGCAGAGGCUCAGCAAGAUUGUGCAGAAGGUCUCUUAUUGCCCCACACUGGGAGGUAACCCGGCCAAUUACCACCUCGAGAAAACCGAGCGUCUGGUCCAGUAAAGCUAAUAAAUACCCCGGCGCGGCCCCAAGUGGUGGCGGCCCCGAGACCCCAGGCAGCGAGGCCAGGCUUUGGGCAAGUCCGCCUGGGUCCCUGCGCGCCCGCCCCACUGAGGACUCUCCACGGGACUCUUGGGAUCCGCUUUUAAGAAGCUUCCCGGGCUCGCGCGCCGACGUCCCGGGGCUGCUCCCGCCUCCGCGGGCUUCCCGGCCCCCCCGCCCGUCCCCGCCGCGCAGAGCCGCCCCCGAGCGCCCGCCGCAGCGCGAAACCCCAAGCCCGGGACGCGGCCGAGGCCCCAGCGCUCCCGCCCGCCCGCGCGCCGCGUGUGCCCCUCGGCGCCGAGCCCCAGCCCGCCCCGCCAUGGCUGCGAGCGCCUUCCGCCGCCUGCACCCGGCCAUCCGCCCGUGGGUCCGCCCGGGGCUCGGCCGGGGGCUCGGCCGGUGCGCCCCGCCUUCGCCGCCCGCCGCGAGAUGUUCUCAUUCCAGAGGGAAGGAACGUCUAGAGACUCCAUCUGCUAAAAAAUUAACAGAUAUAGGAAUUAGAAGAAUCUUUUCAUCAGAACAUGACAUUUUCCGGGAAUGUGUAAGGAAGUUUUUUCAAGAAGAAGUUGUUCCUUACCAUGCAGAAUGGGAGAAAGCUGGUGAAGUGAGUAGGGAGAUUUGGGAAAAAGCUGGAAAAGAAGGACUGCUUGGUGUCAAUAUUGCAGAACAUCAUGGUGGUAUUGGUGGGGACUUGUAUUCGGCAGCUAUUAUUUGGGAAGAACAAGCAUAUUCAAAUUGUUCAGGCCCAGGAUUUAGUCUUCAUUCAGAUAUUGUCAUGCCCUAUAUUACAAACCAUGGCUCAGAAGAACAAAUUAAGCACUUCAUCCCCCAGAUGGUCAGUGGGAAAUGUAUUGGUGCCAUAGCAAUGACAGAGCCUGGGGCUGGAAGUGAUUUGCAAGGAAUAAAAACAAACGCCAAAAAGGAUGGAAGUGACUGGAUUCUCAAUGGAAGCAAGGUAUUCAUAACCAAUGGGUGGCUAAGUGACGUUGUGAUUGUAGUGGCAGUCACAAAUCGUGAAGCUCGCUCUGUUGCCCAUGGCAUUAGCCUUUUUCUGGUGGAAAAUGGAAUGAAACGAUUUUUCAAGGGAAAAAAGCUACAAAAAAUGGGACUAAAAGCCCAGGAUACUUCAGAAUUAUUCUUUGAAGAUGUACGGUUGCCAGCUAGUGCCCUACUUGGAGAAGAGAAUAGAGGUUUCUAUUACCUCAUGCAAGAGCUUCCACAGGAAAGGCUACUGAUUGCUGAGUUGGGAAUUUCAGGCAGUGAAUUCAUGUUUGAAGAAACCAGGAAUUACGUUAAAGAGAGAAAUGUUUUUGGGAAAAAAGUUGCACAUAUGCAGACGGUGCAGCAUAAGCUAGCUGAAUUAAAAACACAGAUUUGUGUGACCAGAGCUUUUGUAGACAGCUGUCUCCAGCUGCAUGAAAAGAAAUGUCUGGACUCCACCACUGCCGCCAUGGCGAAAUAUUGGACAUCUGAGUUACAAAACCGCAUUGCUUAUGACUGUGUCCAGCUCCAUGGAGGUUGGGGGUACAUGUGGGAGUACCCAGUUGCAAAAGCUUAUGUGGAUGCCCGAGCUCAGCCAAUCUAUGGUGGUACCAACGAAAUAAUGAAGGAGCUGAUUGCAAGAGAGAUCGUCCAUGACAAGUAGACAUCUGCCCACAUCCUGGAAUCCUAUUACAACUAAUCUGGUUUUAAAUCUACUCAAGAUAAAAUGCAACCUGGAAUAGGAAAUGCUAAACAUGUUUUUAUAUGCUCUCUCUAUAGAAAGAGAAAUCAAAGACAAGAUUAAUACAGUGGUAGGAGAAACUUUGAACUCAAAGAUUCUAAAUUUUUCCAGUGCAAGGUUUAACUUUUAAGUUUUUACAUAGCUAAAAGGCAAAAGUGUUCUGAUUCUAGAAACCUUGCCAUUUGGUUUUCCCUAAAACUCUAAAAAAAAGCAUAAUUGCUUUCAAAUUGAGGCAGCAAUAGUUUUGUUUCAUUUGCCCUCAUAUUUUAAGUUCGGCUUAUAGAAGACACAAAGUAUUUGUUAAUUUUUAAAAGUACACUGUUCCAAAAAAAAGUCACUGUUUUGAUACCUGUAUCAAUGGUAUACUAUAAAAACAUUAAUAAGAAUUACAGCACAUUGAUUUUGAAAGGGAAAAACAAAUAUACAAUGCAAAUGAUUUCUACCACCCUAUCCUAAGCCUCUACUUUUAGGCAGUGGAAUUAUUUCUUCAAACAAAAGCUUCUGCACAGUCUUUGUGACAUACUGAUGAAUGAAGAGCUGCCUUAGUAGAAGCAAGAAGCCUUUCUGCCUUACUGCCUUGGAACCACUAGGACUCAAGUUGAGUAUCUGUCCAAAGAAUGUGGUAGCUUCUCUCAUCUACUGACACCUGGGCUUGCAACAGAUUUCAUGCCACUUUCAUUCAUAGGAGAAUAUGAAAUAAUUUAUCAUCCUUUAGUUUCAAUAUAAUGGGAUAUUUCAUAGGUUUCAAAACAGUGACUUUUAGGAGCACUUGGGCAGCUCAAUUGGUUAAGCAUCUGCCUUUGGCUCAGGUCAUGAUCCCAGAGUCCUGGAAUCAGAGUCCCAGGAUCAGAGUUCUGGGAUCCAGCCCUGUGUCAGGCUCCCUGCUCUUGGGAGUCUGCUUCACCCUCUCCCUCUGCCACUCCCCCUGCCUAUGCUCUGUCUCUCUCAAAUAAAUAAAAAUUUAAAAACAGUGACUUUUAGUUUGGAACAGAGUACUUUUAAAAGUUAACAAAAGUGGGACUUGUGGGUGGCUCAGCGGUUUAGCGGCUGCCUCUGGCUAAGGUUAUGAUUCUGUGGUCCUGGGAUCGAGUGCCACAUUGGGUUUCCUGCAAGGAACCUGCUUCUCCCUCUGCCUGUGUGUCUGCCUCUCUCUGUGUCUCUCAUGAAUAAAUUUUUUUAAAAAUUAACAAAGUAAUCAUUUAAAAUAGAAAAGUGAGAGGACACCCGGCUGGCUCAGUUGGUAGAACAUGCAACUCUUGAUUUUGAGGUUGUGAGUUUAAGCCCACGUUGGGUGUGGAGAUUACUUAAAAAUAAAAUCUUUCAGAGGUGAAUAAAUAGGAUAAGAAAGUGAGGAAACAUUUUAUUUGAUGUUUAAAAGUAAUUGCUAUCAAAGAACAAACCAUUAAUUUAAUUUGUAAUCUGCUAGAAUCAUUUCAGUACUUUUUUUUCCUUGCAUAGAUUGGUGAGAGAGUGAAAUAAAGACACUUGAAACAAAUAGAGGUAUUCUCUAUAAACUUCAAAAACUUAAAGCUUUUAUUUGGUGCAGUUGGUAUUAAACAUUAUUUUUUAAUGCAACCAUUACAACUGGGUAGAGUAGAGGGAAGAGAAAAUACUUCGAUAUCAUUCUUUCCUAGAAUUCCACACCUUUGAUUUGCUCGUAGGUAGAAGUUUGUAUGAUUGCUUCCUGGAGUUCUUGUUCAUAUGCAUUAAAUACUGUGCAAAAUGGAUUAAGAUAAAAUUUUAUUAGAUUAUGGUAUUUGUAGUUUUUACCUUCUGCCUAUUACCAAGACACCAAUAUAGGAUUAGAUAAACUGACCCACUCCCUUUCAGCCCCUUUUCAUUCCUUUCUCAAUCUUAAGGAAACUAGAUUUUAGGAACAUCUGUAACAUAAAAAGUAAGUUGGCAUAGUAGGAAAAGUCUACUACGUGGAGGUGGAGAGACCUGGGUUUGAAUAAUGACUCUACCUUUUAAGAGCCUUUGGAUCUUGGGCAACUUCUUUUAACUUCUCAGGAUUCUUUUGGGUGCAAAUGACCAAAGAAGCCUAAUUCAUACUACUGUAACCCCAAACUUGGGUGUGCUAGCUUAAAAGAAUUGUGAAGGGGCAGCUGGGUGGCUCAGUAAGUUAAGUGCCUGACUCUUGAUUUUGUCUCAGGUCAUGAUCUCAAGGUCAUGAGACGGAGCCCUAUGUCCGCUUUGAGCAUGGAGCCUGCUUAAGAUUCUCUUUCUACCUCUCCUUCCCAAAAGUAAAUAAAUAAAGAUAAAAGGAUUGUGGAGUAGCUCUAAUGACCUAAAGGACUAUAGGAACUAGGGUCUCAGAGGCUCGAUUUGGGACUUAGAACUGCCAGCACUUAACUAUAACUAUUUCUUUCUUUCUUUUUUUUUUUUUUCUUGCAAAUGGACCUAAUGGACCCUGCAGAGAAAUUUCAUUGCACAGUCUGUAAAAAUGACCUUGGGCUUUUCCAGGCCUAUAGCCUUCAGCACAAUGUCAUUAUUAGAUAGGGGAAAGGUGCAUUAUGAUUGACAGUCUCAUCAGGAAUACACAGACUGGGGGAGGCAGUUCCUGAAGCAAGAGUGGUAUUAUAAAAAAAAAGAAAAAAAGAAAAAAGGAACAGAGAAGUCUGUUGGGAAAACCCAAAUCAUACACACACAAAGCUAUUACAGUCUACUGGAGCUAGGAGGUUUUAGUAAUUUAGAUAUCUCAGAGAAUGAAAGGGUUUCUAAGACAGGAUGUCUUCUUAGAAUAAUAUCUAGGAUGUUUUCUAUCUCCUACACCUGUUGGUUUUGUUUUUGGUUUGUCUUGCCAACGUCACUCUUCUUUUGGGCUCCUAAAAGAAGCAUAUGUUGUAUCGUGGACUUAAAGCUGAAAGCAAAAGAAAACAGAAUUCAGACUGUGUUUCUUAACCUUUAAUUUGGAUUUUAUUUCUUAAAUAGCUAAUCUUUGUGUUUUGCUUGUGUGGCUUUGAUUGUUGCCCCUGGGGAGGGAAUUUGUCAUCACGUAUAUCAUGCUGUGCUAAGUGCUCAAGAAAACAAUAAAUAAUAAUAAUACUCAAAAGAACAGACUGGACCAACACAGCAAGAGAGUCACACUGUGUAAAUAAUUAAUGAGAAUCAAAAAGCCUGAGUAAUUUUGUUUUUUAGCUGAGGUUUUUAGAAUCACAAUUAUUGCUGUAAAUUUUUCACCCUUUAUUUCUUUGAUAGUGUCAUUGAAAAUGGUAAUAUAUAAAAGAAGCUGUUUUGAUAUGCUAUUUUAAAAUCUAACUGCAAAUCAUUACUAAUCUAGCAAUUUUAGGAGUUUAUUGCUCAAGGUGUAAGAUUUCUAGGAGACUAGUUUUUUUUUUUGUUUUUUUCCAUAUGUCAGUAUUAUUUUUGGCAUACACAGCAUUUAUUUAUUUGGAAUCAUUGGAAAGAUUUGACAUUGAGAUGGAAACCAACUGUAGGCCUAUAGUGUCUACUGCCUUAUAAUAAAUGUGGAAAGGAAGUUCUCAGUUUUUGAAACCUGUUUUCCAUUUUUAAGAAAAAUUACAGAAAACUUCAAACAUACUCAAAAAUAGUAAAGAUCAUAUAAUGAACCACUAGCUUCAACAUUUGCCGCUGUAUCUCUCUCACUUUUUUCCUAACUUAUUUUAAAGCUAAAUCCCAGACUUAGGGAUCCCUGGGUGGAGCAGCGGUUUAGUGCCUGCCUUUGGCCCAGGGCGCGAUCCUGGAGACCCGGGAUUGAAUCCCACAUCGGGCUCCCGGUGCAUGGAGCCUGCUUCCCCCUCUGCCUAUGUCUCUGCCUCUUUCUCUCUCUCUCUCUCUCUCUCUGUGUGUGUGACUAUCAUAAAUAAAUAAAAUUAAAAAAAAAAUCCCAGACUUAAUCCUAUUUCACUCAUACUUGUGUGUUUCAGAAUACAUACCUAACUGAUGAAGAUUUUUUCUACAUUACUACAAGGCCAUCAUCAUAAUUAAAAAGCUUAAAUUUAACUUAUACUUCCAAAUAAACCUUAAAGUUUUCUUGGUUCUAUAAAGAAUGCCUCUUGUAGUUGGUUUGUUCAAAUCAGAAUCCCAAAGUCCAAAAAUUGCAAUUUUUUUUAGUUGUCUCUUAAGUCUCUUAUUUUAUCAUUGUUCUCCCUUUUUUCUUUCUUUUUAAAUUUUAUUUUUAAAUUAACAUACAGCAAACUUGCCUGUUUAUAUAUAUAUAUAUAUAUAUAUAUAUAUGGAAAUAUGGAAACUACCUUUUUUGGUUCUCUAAAUUUAGCAUGUAAAUAGAUUCAUGCAAUCCCUACCACAAUCAAGAAAUCAAGAUACAGAACAGUUCCAUUACCCCCCCAAAAUACCUUGUUCCCUUUGUAGUCACACCCUCUCUGCACCUCUACCCCCAAUACCAACGAUCUGUUCUCUGUUAUUACAGAUUUGUCAUUUCAAGACUGUCCUAUGGCAUUAUAGAGUAUGUAAUUCCUUGAGAAUGGCUUCAUUCUCUUAGCAAAGUGCAUUUAAGAUUUAUUCAUGUUGUGUGAAUAGGGUGUUCCUUGUUUUAGUGCUAGAUAGUAUGUCACGGUAUGGAUAUACUGCAAUUUGUUCAUUCAUUCACCUGCGUAGGGACAUUUUGGUUGCUGAGAUUAAAUACCCAGGAAAUGAAUUGUUAGGUCAUAAAGAUAAAUGCAUGUUGAACAUUCUAAGAAAUGCCAAACUGUUUUUCCAGAAUCCUUGAAUCAUUUGGCUUUCCACCAGCCAUGCAAGCAUUCCAAUUGCUCUGCAUCUUUUCUAGUACUGUAUUUUUAAAAUUUUAGUCGUUCUAAUAUGUAUGUAGUGGUAUUGCAUUGUGGCUUUAAUUUGCAUUUCCCUAAUGCCUAAUGAUAUUGAACAGCUUUUCAUGUGCUUAUUUUACCUUCCACAUAUCUUCUUUGGUGGAUUUUCUUUCUUUUUUUUUUUUAAGAUUUUAUUUAUUUAUUCAUGAGAGACACACAGAGAGAGAGAGAGAGAGGCAGAGAUACAGGCAGAAGGAGAAGCAGGCUCCACUCAGGGAACCUGAUGCGGGACCUGAUCCUGGGACUCCAGGAUCACGCCCUGGGCGGAAGGCAGAAGCUAAACCACUGAGACACCCGGGCUGCCCUUUGGUGGAUUUUCUAUCCAGAUAUUUUGCCCAUUUUUUAGUUGGGUUGCUUGUUCUAAAUAUCAGGCUUUAAGAGUUCUUUAUAUAUUCUGAUACUUUGAAGCACAAGGCAAAGCCAGUCUUCCAGAUUCAGCUAGUAAAGAAACAAUGAGCCCUUUUUUGACUCAGUUUACUCUUUACAUUGAGUGAAAAGACAAGUAGCUUAAAAGUAUCAGCUCCCUGUGGCCUUUGUGUGGGAAGACAAUGAAACAAAAGAAGCCAUAAGAGUCCAGAUGACUAUAGUAGGAAUGAUAGGAUGCUCUAUUGCUGAGGAUUCCAUUCCAUGGUGCUGCUCAUCACUUUUAUAGGUGUACAUGUGCCUUAAUGCUAGCAAGGCAGAAAAGCCACAUAACCGAUAAGAACCCUGAAAUUAUGAGUGCUAUCUCAGGACACUCUCCAGGGUUGAUAAGGAAGCCAGAGAGAAGUAGCCUUAUAGCAGGACCUCUCAGAUCUACCAUGCUCUCAUGUUCCAGGGGGGCCACAAGGCAUUCUGUCAAGAUUCAGCUGCUAUUCAAGCCUUGCUCAGGUGGCCCAUGUGGCAACAUGUAAAGUCAUCAGGCUCUGGUUCUUCCUCAAUAGAUACAAGUCUUUUGUCGUAUAUGUGACUUGUAAAUAUUUUCUUCCUAUCUGUAGCUAGUUCUGAGAUGGGUUUCAUAGAACAAAAAUUUUAACUUUGAUGAAUUCAAAUUUAUAAAUUUUUUCUUGUGAAUUUGUAUCAUAUCUAAGAACUUUUUGCUCAAACUCAAGUCAUUAAAUUUUUCUCAUGUUUUCUUCCAAGUAUUCUGUAUUUUACAUUUUUCAUUUAGGGGUUCCUAGGUGGCUCACUCAGUUAAGGGUCCAACUCUUGAUCUCAGCUCAGGUCUUGAACUCAGGAUUGUGAAUUCUAGCCUGCAUUGGGCUCUACAUAAACAAACAAACAAAAAACCAUUUAGAUCUAUAUUCCAUUUAGUAGUUUUUAUAGCACAUAAGAUUUAUGUCAAGGUGCAUAUUUUUUUACUGAUGUAUAAUUCUGCUAGCGCCACUUGUUGAAAAGAGCAUGCUUGUUUUCAUCGACUUUCUUUUAAACUUUUGUGAAAAGUCAGUUGACCAUAUUCGUGUGGGUUUAUUUCUGGACUAUGUUCUGUUUUAUUGAUCUAUACAUCUCCUCCUUUGUCUUGGAGUGGUUUUAUGGAAGAUCUUAGAAUAAGAUAAUGCGAUUCCUCUAAUUUUAUUCUUCUUUUUCAAAAUUGUUUUGGCUGUUCUAAUCCUUUUCCCUUUCCAUACUAAUUUUUGAUUCAACUUUAUGUUUACAAAAUAUCCUGCUAGGGUUUUGAUUGGAAUUACAGUAAGUCUGUUAAUCAUUCUGAAGGAAUUUGCCAUUUUUACUAUGUUUAAUCUUCCAAUUCGUGAAUGGGAAUGACUCAAUUUAUUUAGAUCUUCUUUAUUUCUUCAGCAUUUUGUAGUUUUCAGCAUAGAAAUUCUAUAUGUGUUCAUUAUGCUUACAAUUUCUUUUUUUCUUUUUUCUUUUUUUUUUUUUAGGGGAACAGCUACUGUAAAUUGUAUUGAUGUUUAGUUAUGACUUAUAGGUUUGUUUUUGUUUUAAGGAGAGAGGGAGCACAACGGCAGAGGGAGAGGGAGGAUCUUCAGCUAGGCAUGGAGCCUGACUCAGGGCUCAAUCUUACAACCCUGAGAUCAUGACCUGAGCUGAAACCAAGAGUUGGUAGCAUAAAUGACUGAGCUACCCAGGCACUCUGGCUUACAGGUUUCUGUUGCCAAUAUAAUUGAUUCUUGUUUGUUGAACUUGCAUCCUAUCUAUAAAUUCUAGGGGCUUUUCUGGGGUUUUUUUGUUGUUUGGUUUUUUUUUUUUUUCCCUUUAGAUUCCCUGGGUUUUUCUAGAUAGACAAUAAUGUCAUCCACGAAUAGGGAUAGUUUAUUUCUUUUUAACCUGUAUGUCUUUUAUUAUUUUUUCUUUCUUCUUUUUUUCUCUGUCUUCUUUUCUUUCUCUCCCUCCAUUUCAUUUCUUCCUUUCUUUUUUUCUCAUUAUAGGACUUCCACUACAAUAUUAGCAUAGGAAUUGUGAAAAUGGACCUUCUUGUUUAUUUCUGAUCUUAGAGGGAAAGCAUUAUAACUUUCACAUUAAAUACAGGUUUUAAGUAGAUUUUUAGUAGAUGCCAUUGAUCAGGUUUAAGUGGUUCUACUGUGUUCCUAAUUUGAUUAGAGUUUUUACCAUUAAUGGAUGUUGAAUUCUGUUAAAUGCUUUUCAGUGUCAAUGGAUAUAAUCAUAUGGUUUUUCUUCUUUAGAGUAUUAAUAUUGUAGAUUACAUUGAUUGUAUUUUGAAUAUUGAACCAACUUUGCAUUUCUGCAAUAAACUCCAUAUGGUCAUUCUGUGUUAUGAUAUUUAAAUAUUGAUUCUAUUAAUAUAAUUUACUGGGAAUUUUUGCAUCUAUCUUCAUAAGGAACAUUUAAAUGUAAUUUUUCUUCUUGAACUGUCUUUUCCUCCUUUGUUAUUAAAGUAAUGCUAAUCUUGAAAAAUGAGUUGGGAAUUAUUUCUUUUUCCUCCAUGCUAUUGAUUUGUUAGAAAAAACAGUCAUUUGUUUUGUGGAAUAUCCACCAUUAUUGAUAUGCCUGAUUGAUCUUCCAUGGUGAUUUUAAUUUAUUAUUUUAUUCCCCAUGUUUCCUGUAAACUGAUAGAGCAAAAGAUUUGAUUAGAUUCAGGCCCAGUACUUUGGCCCAGAAAACGUAAAUGGUGCUGUGAAUAUUUCAUUACAUUGUGCUAGGAACGUAAAAUAUGUAAUUCUCUCGCUUUUAGAAAUACUGAGAUUGAUCAAUAGAUUCAAAUAUUAUUAGUCUGAUACUUCCAUAAAAUUCCCUGUCAACAUUUUACCUAAUAAUUGUCUACUGAUAAUUAUUUAUAAAAUUCAUGAUUUCAUUUGGAGUUGUAAAGGAUGAUUUUGUAAUUUUUAACUCCUUUUGCGUGGAUUAACUUUCAUAAAGAACUUUCAUCAACUUUUUGGUCAGUUUGUGUGUACUUUGUGUCCUCUAGGAAUCAGAAGUAGAGGCAUAGAAGUUGAAGUUUUGAGAAAUAACAUCUGUGAUAGAUGGAAAUGGAGGGAAGUCAUUGGACAAAUGGAUGUCAUUGGGCAAGGCCUUAGACCAUGAAGCAAAUCUGACAAAGUCUUGCAGAGUCCAAUGAGGAACUCUGGAGUAAAGACUUCCCACUAGAAGAGUCCCACAUUUGUCUUAAAUGGUCAGCUCCUGGUUCUUCUGCCCUGAUCAGUCAUUGUCUAAGGACUGCCUGGGAUGAGGGUGGCCUUAGCUCAAAAGCUAAUGUGGAUCCUAUAGGAGCUAAUAGCUAGAGGCUAAGUUAACUGUGUUCCCUACAGCAAAGUUGGGAAGUUCUUUCUUGAAAGGAGAUGAGUUGCACCUCCAUGGCUGCCACAUCCUGAAAUAGAAUUUGCAAAUAAAUGCAAACUAAAUUCUUGAUUUUUGUUUUCCAUUUACCAGUUUUUAGAGUAAUGAGUGGGUAUCCUAGGAAUGUCUGAUUGAUAAGAACUCAUGGAUUUGGGAAAUAUUGAUGUGUUUUAGUUAACUAUAGUCAUUAUUAUUUUUGAUGUGUGAAUUGUUUCAUGUUAGGCCAGUAAGAUUUCCUACAAGUUUGUUCCAAUUUUUUUCUUUUUUUAAAUAAAAAAUGUCAAACAUAAAACUACAGAAAAUAGUAUAAUGAACCACCGUGUAUAUUAUCACUCAGGUUUGACAAUUAUCAACUCAUGACUAAUCUUUAGUCAUCUGUAGCACUAUAUGCCUUCCCCUGUCAUGGAUUAUUUUUAAAAUUAUUUUUUAAAUAUUUGUUAUUUUAUAUAGAGAGACUGUACAUGAGUGCUGGGAGGGGCAGACGGGGGUGGGGAGAGAGAAAGAACAUAUGAGCAGACUCCCCACUGAGCACAGCACCCAACACAGGUUUCUAUCCCAGGACCCUAAGAUCAUAACCUGAGCCAAAAUCAAGAGUUGGCCAUCCAACAAACUGAGCUACCCAGGCAUCCCAUGUGAAGGAUUAUUUUGUUUUAUUUUUUAAAUGUUAUUUUAUUUAAAUUAAAUUAAAUUUAAAUUAUUAGUUUCAGAGGUAAAGUUCAGUGAUUCAUCAGUUAUAUAUAACACCCGGUGCUCAUUACAACAUGUGUCCUCCUUAAUGCCUAUCACCCAGUUACCCCAUCCCCCAACACCCUCCCCUCCAAGCAUUUCUCAGUUUGUUUCCUAUGGUUAAGAAUCUCUUAUGGUUUGUUUCCGUCUGAUUUCAUGAUUUCAUCUUGUUUUAUUUUUCCCUCCCCUUCUCUAUGUUCCUUUGUUUUGUUUCUUAAGUUCCACAAAUGAAUGAAAUCCUAUGAUAAUUGUCUUUCUCUGAUUGACUUACUUCACUUAGCAUAAUACCCUCUAGUUCCAUCCAUGUCUUUGCAAAUCGCAAAUUUUUUUUUAUAUUCUUUAUUCAUCUGUUGAUAGACAUCUGGGCUCUUUCCAUAGUUUGGCUAUUGUAGACAUUGUUGCUAUAAACAUUGGGGUGCAGAUGCUCCUUCAGACCACUACAUUUUUAUCUUUGGGGUAAAUACCCAGUAGGGCAAUUGCUGGGUCAUAGGGUAGCUCUAUUUUUAACUUUUUGAGAAACCUCUACAUUGUUUUACAGAGUGGCUGCACCAGCUUGCAUCCCACCAGCAAUGUAAGAGGGCUCCCCUUUCUCUGCUUUCUUGCCAACAUUUGUCUUUUCCUGACUUAUUAAUUUUAGCCAUUCUGACUGGUGUGACGUAUUAUCUCAUUGUGGUUUUGAUUUGUAUUUCCCUGAUGCCGAGUGACGAGCAUUUUCUCAUGUGUCUGUUGCCAUUUGUGUGUCUUCUUUGGAGAAAUGUCUGUUUAUGUCUUCUGCCUAUUUCUUGAUUGGAUUAUUUGCUCUUUGGCUAUUGAGUUUGAAAGCUUCUUUACAGAUUUUGGACAUUAACCCUUUAUCUGAUGAAACAUUUGCAAAUAUUUUCUCCCAUUCUGUAGUUUGCCUUUGGGUUUUGUGCAACUGUUUCCUUCGCUGUGCAAAAGUUUUUUAUCUUGAUGAAAUCCCAAUAGCUCAUUUUUUGCCUUUGUUUCCCUUGCUAUUAAAGACAUGUUUUGACAGGAGUUGCUGUGGCCAACGUCAAAGAAGUUGCUGCCUGUAUUCUCUUCUUGAAUUCUGAUGGAUUCCUGUCUCACAUUUAGGUCUUUCAUCCAUUUUGAGUUUAUCUUUGUAUAUGGUUUAAGAAAGUGGUCCAUUUUCAUUCUUCUACAUGUGGCUGUCCAAUUUUCCCAACAUCAUUUGUUGAAGACAAUGUCUUUUUCCAUUGGAUAUUCUUGCCUGCUUUGUCAAAGUUUAGUUGACCAUAGAGUUGAGGAUCAUCAUGGAUUAUUUUAAAACAAAUACCAAACAUCAUGUAAUGCUGAAAUAUUUUGAUAUGACCCUGUUAUUUCUGAUAGUGGCUUGCUCUCUGGAACCACAAAAUUUCCCGUAUCUGUCAUGUACAAAUUCUGCCUUAGAGCUGAAUUCAGCCAUUUUUGCAAAUAUCUCUAGUUUUAGAUUUUUCUAGUUUCAGAGUACUACCAAAUUUUUUUUUCUAAUUUUACCUUCUGUUUAAUAAAAUCCAUCCUUCAUAUAUUUUUAUUAGUAAAAAUUGUACAUUUUCUUCAAUCUUUUCCUUAAAGCUAAACUCAGCAGAAGUUUAUCUUAAAGUAUCCCAAGAGAGGUUAUGCUCCAUUUUACACUGAAAAUUAUAUUGGUAGGGGGAUCCCUGGGUGGCACAGCGGUUUUGGCGCCUGCCUUUGGCCCAGGGCGCGAUCCUGGAGACCUGGGAUCAAAUCCCAUGUCGGGCUCCCGGUGCAUGGAGCCUGCUUCGCCCUCUGCCUGUGUCUCUGCCUCUCUCUCUCUCCCUGUGUGACUAUCAUAAAUAAAUAAAAAUUAAAAAAAAUUGGUAGAAUGUUCACUGCUACAAGAAACAGAAAACCCAAAUCAAAUUUGACUUUAAAAAAAUGAAGGGAGGGCUCAUUAAACUGGAAAGCUCAGAGAUAGCACAGACUCAAAACUGGAUGACCAAACAGCUUAGUUUUGUCACUAAGGACCCACUUUAAUAAUUUCUUCCCAAUCUCUGUGUUCUGUCAUUUAUAGUGUAGGCCUAGUUUUAAAACUGGCGCCUCUAAUGGUCAUGGAAGGGGUUUUCUUAUUCAUGUAUAGAGUCAAAGAAUGCACUUUUGCCCAACAUUUUGGUAUUAAGAGAUGAAAUUCACUCUCAUGGAGCUAGUUUUAGUCACAUGGCCCCCUUUGAACAAAUGACAACGCCAAGGUAAAUUAAAUACAUUAAUUGGCCUAAGCCAAUUUGGACCUAACUUGGGGCAUGGAGGAAGCAGUGGGUUCACUCAGAGCAGAUAAGUGGGUGAAGGGCUAGAUAGAUACCAGCAUGAAAAUUAGGAAAAUAUUAAGAAAACGAAAUUGUGGGAUAGAAACCAAAUAGGGAACUAACAAAUACCGAUUAUAGCAACUACAAAUUAGACCCUGGUUGUUAGGAUCAGUGCCCGAAGGGUGUCACAUCUCAAAUGAGACAUAGUCUUAUUUACUGGUGCCAUUUAAACAUUUUUGAUGUGACUUUGGUAGUAGAGAGCUUUAAUAUUCAUCCAUGCACAGAUCUCCUCUCUGAGCACAUGAGAAUUUAUAUUUCCUGAUUCUCUUGCGGUCGGGCAGAGCUGUGUGAUUCAUCCUUGACAAUGGAUUAUGGAUGGAAGGGAUGUAUGUGUAUUACCCUGUGGCAGCAAUUGUAGAAGUUUUGUCAAAGUGACAUAAGAUCAAAGCAUGGAAUAUAGAUACAACAUAUGGAAGAUAAGUGCUCUGGAAAGUUACCUGUACUUGCAACAGACUGUGAGAUAGAAAUAAACAUUUUUUUUUUAAAUCUUAAAUCAUUGAUUUGGGGGUUGUUACUGCUUCCUAACCUGACCUCAUCAUGACUAAUAUAAAUUUCAUAUGUUCUUAUACAUGAUGCUUAACUGAAGAAAUAGAACUGAUAUUACAAUAGAAAUGUAACACCAGUGAUCCCAAGAAGUGCAAUGAUACUCACAUUUCAUAUGAAAUGUAUCAGAAUGUUGGGAUAGUUUAUCAAGUGUUGUAAUUUCUGACCAAUAUUUCUGGAUACACUUCUUUAGUAAAGACUUAUGAGGUUAGUGUUCUGAAAACAACACUUUUAUCCAUUUCACUUAAUUCUUACAUUUGCAUCAACGUGUUCAUCAUUUUCAACACCCUUAGAUACAGUCCCCAGAGGUUGAGAAGGAAAUGUAGUUAAAAAAAAUCUCUUUUAGCUGAUUUUUGACACCCUGUCCUCUCCCCCCCCCCC
This is a messenger RNA of Nyctereutes procyonoides (raccoon dog), 14362 nucleotides long. It is a transcript of the gene ACADL, whose product is annotated as acyl-CoA dehydrogenase long chain. Gene Ontology annotation, biological process: carnitine metabolic process, CoA-linked; long-chain fatty acid catabolic process; fatty acid beta-oxidation using acyl-CoA dehydrogenase. The transcript is spliced from 11 exons. The coding region runs from base 463 to 1788 and encodes 441 amino acids. Gene Ontology annotation, cellular component: mitochondrion. NCBI's taxonomy places the organism in Eukaryota, Metazoa, Chordata, Mammalia, Carnivora, Canidae. The record is from RefSeq and is a predicted model, not a curated record. Gene Ontology annotation, molecular function: long-chain fatty acyl-CoA dehydrogenase activity; flavin adenine dinucleotide binding.